AUGGCUUUCAAACAUGGUCGCACUUUUCAGACAAAGCAAUCUGCUCACCGCACACGAAGACUGAGCCAGCUGGCAACUCAAUUGGGCCCAUUUGCACCAGCUCUAACGACAUUAUAUGCUGGAAUCUCAGCAGUCUUCAGCGACUCCCACACCGCGGUAGUUGCAGUUGCAAUUCACGACAAUACCUACCUCCUCGAUUUCUCAGUUAAGGAUAUUGAGCUCAAUGGCGGAGCAACUGGAGAAGACCGAAUUGCAGACUAUGUGGUUCAGGAAUUGACAUCGUACGAACACAAUAACCUAGCCAAGUUCGUUGGCGCGGGCUUGCCAUAUGAAUUGCUGGCAAGAGCGCCAAAGCUAUGCUCGCGGUUAUGGUUGGAAUUAGACAUUGUUCCAAUUUCAAUUAUGCCAGAGCUGGAGGGGCAUGAAGCAGAGAGCAAGGAUCGCACAUUUUGGAGCGCAAAGUGCGUUGAUGAGCAAGCCGACUCGAUGGCAAGAAAGUGUAUCAUGCACUUUGGUCCAAGUCUUGCCCCAAUUCUGCAAGUGGGUUAUCGUGGCGUCGUAGAAGUGGAUUCCGGCCAACGAGCCCACAUCCUCUCACUCGAAGACUUCAAGACAACUUGUGAUCCCCCCACGUGGGAUGCAAUGAUGCAUUAUGUGGCGUCCUUGAAGAAGCUAGGAACAAAGAUCGCCUUCUUCAGUAGCACACCACAAGGUGGUGGAGUGGCCUUGAUGAGACAUGCUCUGGUCCGAUUAGCAAAAGUCUUAGGUGUUGAUCUGACUUGGUACGUACCGAAACCAAAGCCAGGUGUCUUUCGUAUCACCAAGACUGUCCACAACAUCCUUCAAGGAGUUGCCGAGCCAGGUGUUGUCAUUAGUGCGGAGGAGAAACAAACCUUAACAGAUUGGAUUGAAGACAAUGCAAAGCGUUACUGGCUAUCACCAGGUGGACCUUUGAGACCAGCCGAGGAGGGCGGAGCGGAUGUCAUCUUUAUUGAUGAUCCACAAAUGCCAGGUCUCAUUCCUCUCAUCAAGACCUUGACACCAAACCGCCCAGUGCUUUACCGUAGUCAUAUUCAGAUCCGUAGCGAUUUGGCUAUGACUCCUGGCUCACCACAAUCCGACAUCUGGCAAUUCCUCUGGUCCAACAUUAAGCAUGCUGACAUGUUUAUAUCUCACCCAAUUCCGUCAUUUGUCCCUGCCAAUGUCCCAGCCGACAAGGUUGCCUACCUUCCCGCCACAACCGACUGGCUCGACGGUCUAAACAAAGACAUGAACGAAUGGGAUCAAGGAUACUACGGCCAUCUCUACAACGAACAAUGCCAUACCCUCCGCAUGACCGAACUCACCUGGCCAUUCAAGAAAUACAUCGUCCAAGUAGCACGCUUCGACCCCGCAAAAGGCAUUCCCACCGUCAUCGAAUCGUACGCCGAGUUCCGCCGCCUCCUAGCAAAACACCACCCGCACAUCGAGCCUCCCCAGCUCGUCAUCUGCGGCAACGGCUCAGUCGAUGACCCAGACGGAACCAUCAUCCUCGACCAAACGAUGUCCCAACUCGAGCGCCGUUUCCCGCACCUCAUCUCCUCCAUCUCCGUCAUGCGUCUCGCGCCCAACGAUCAACUCCUCAACACGCUCCUCUCAGCUGCACACAUCGUCCUCCAGCUCUCCACCCGAGAAGGCUUCGAAGUAAAAGUCUCCGAGGCGAUCCACAAAGGCAAGCCCACCAUCGCCACCAACUGCGGCGGCAUCCCACUCCAAGUCCAGCACCGUAAGAACGGAUACCUAGUCGAGCCUGGAGACUGGAAGGCUGUCGCGAAACACUUGCUGGAUCUGUGGACUGACGAGAAGCUUUACGAGGAGAUGAGUGCAUUUGCUAAGAUCAGCGUCAGUGAUGAGGUUGGAACGGUGGGUAAUGCGUUGAGUUGGUUCUACCUGGCGGAUAAGUGGGCUAAUGGGAAGGGAGUCGUGCCAAAGGGGAGAUGGGUGAAUGAUUUGGCGAGAGACGAAGCUGGGGUUCCCUAUGCGGAGGGGGAGAAGAGAUUGCCGCGUGAUUUCUGCCUUGGUCGCGUUUAUGAUUGA
This is a messenger RNA of Mollisia scopiformis, 2076 nucleotides long. RefSeq names its product glycosyltransferase family 4 protein. The transcript has 5 exons. NCBI's taxonomy places the organism in Eukaryota, Fungi, Ascomycota, Leotiomycetes, Helotiales, Mollisiaceae. Gene Ontology annotation, molecular function: glycosyltransferase activity. Bases 1 to 2076 code for a protein of 691 amino acids. The record is from RefSeq and is a predicted model, not a curated record.